AUGUAGACAUUUAAGCCUGCGUUAAAGAUUGUAGCUUUUUCUGAUGAAGAACAAGGAGUGUUGUUAUUUUGGAUUGCUUGCAUACUGCCAUUAGAGCUAAUCAAGUAGAGGUUGAUUUACUUAUCAAGGUUAUUCUAUAUUCCAAUGAAAUAAAUGGAAUUGUCAGAAUUAGCAAAAACGGCAUAGAAAGGAUCUGAAACAUUAAAGAUUCCGCUUCCUUUCGUAGAAACAAAAAUGCUUAGUACUUGUUUGUCUUGCUAGAAAUAAAAGUAACCAGGAAUCGAAACAUUACCUGUCCUAUAUGUGAAAAAACCUAGAUUCUGUUUAAUAAGAGUGACUUUGAUUAUUUAAGAGUUAGCAUCAGAUGUAAUACUAUUGGAAGCCAAAAGAGUCAUUUAUACAGAAUUUUAUACUUUUCCAAGCUAAUAAAGAGAAAUAGUAAUUAUGUUUUGGUCUUGA
Tetrahymena thermophila SB210 is the source of this 459-nucleotide messenger RNA. RefSeq lists its product as hypothetical. Lineage: Eukaryota; Ciliophora; Oligohymenophorea; Hymenostomatida; Tetrahymenidae. The transcript has a single exon. The record is from RefSeq and is a predicted model, not a curated record.